UCUGUAUUUAUUUUUGUUUACUUUAAAACUGUAAACUAAUGUGUUUAUAGAAACACGGUAAGUUUUAACUUUUGUAAGUUUAUCGCAUAACGAUAUAUUAUUUUGAUUUCUGUUUUUACAUUUUGAAAGGUAAUUUUUUUUGUUAACUAUUAUAAAAAACAAAUAUACAAUAUGGCUCUUGCUAGUAUGCAAAGGAAAACCAACGUGAGUAAAAAUGUUCUGUUAAUCUUAGUUUUUAAUUUUCUGUAAGAAAAUUUUGAUUUUAUUAAUUUUUUAUCAGGUACGAUUGCCUCCAGAAAUAAAUAGAGUUCUUUAUAUUAGAAACCUACCAUAUAAAAUAACAGCGGAGGAAAUGUAUGAUAUUUUUGGAAAAUACGGUGCCAUUCGUCAAAUUAGAGUGUAAGUAUGUACUUAUUUAUUUUUAUUAACCUAACUGUUUAUUUUGUAUAUUGUGUUAUAAUAUUUUAGAAAAUCACUAUCUUCAAUUUUGUUCAAAACAAGAUAUGGUAGUAGUUUGUGUUAUCAAACAAUUUAUUCUUUAAAACUUCUUUUCUUAAGAAGUGUAUUUAAUAAAAUUAAUGAUUUAUAGUCUAUAGAAUUUAAAAGUAGAAUUCUUUGUUUUAAUGUUUUUGUAUUGAAUAAUGCUGUCAUUUUAUUUAAAACAACAUAAUAUUGAAUAUCAUUUUAUUUUUAUAGAGGAAACACACCUGAUACAAGAGGAACAGCAUUUGUUAUUUAUGAAGAUAUUUUCGAUGCAAAGAAUGCUUGCGAUCACUUGUCUGGAUUCAAUGUGUGCAAUCGAUACUUAGUUGUUUUAUACUAUCAGGUAUCAAUUACACUUAUUUUUAUUACCUACUUAUUAAAAUUAUCAAACUCAUUUUUUUAAUACAAUAUUUUACAUUUAUUGUUUAGUCAACAAAAGCAUUUAAAAAAUUGGAUACUGACAAGAAGAAAUCGGAAUUGGAAAAAGUUAAAAUGAAAUAUGGUUUGAAUGAAGACAGUUAAAAAUAGAACUUGAGUUUAAUUGUUAUAUCAUUUACAAAUUAUAGACAUACUAUAAACAUGUAUAUUGAUUAAACUUUACAAAAAUAAUGUAAAUAUUAAACAAUAAUUAAAUUUAAGCAUCAAUUUGAAUUUUUAAUUAUAAUUUUUGGUAUUUCAAAUUUAUAUUUAUCUAUUAUUAUGGAAAAUUCAACUAAUCAAAAUUAUAGUUGAAUUCUUGAGGGAAAAUAUUAUCUUAAUAUGAUAAAAAGUAUUUUAAACAAUUUUACAUGAGUAUGGGAAAGACCAUGCAUCCAAAUGUUAUCUACUGGUAUGGGGUUGCCACAUAUUAUUUUUAAUGCAAAACGUAUAUUCUGUUACUCAUCAUAAUAUAAAUUACAUUUUUUCACAAAGUAACACCUCUAUAAUUUGAAAACCAAUUUUUUUUGUUCAAUAGAUUUUUGUGUUACUAAAAUUUAUAUUAUUUUUCAUGUUUUAAAGGUUGAUAAAACUAAUAAGAGUUUAUAAAUAUAUUCUUCUGUG
Messenger RNA from Cinara cedri, 1524 nucleotides. NCBI's taxonomy places the organism in Eukaryota, Metazoa, Arthropoda, Insecta, Hemiptera, Aphididae. The record is from the annotation of a GenBank genome assembly.